Molecule: messenger RNA, 997 nt
Organism: Onychomys torridus (southern grasshopper mouse)
Lineage: Eukaryota; Metazoa; Chordata; Mammalia; Rodentia; Cricetidae
Product: histo-blood group ABO system transferase 1-like
Exons: 3
Coding region: 2-862 (286 amino acids)
Biological process (GO): carbohydrate metabolic process
Cellular component (GO): membrane; vesicle; Golgi apparatus
Molecular function (GO): glycoprotein-fucosylgalactoside alpha-N-acetylgalactosaminyltransferase activity
Source: RefSeq, a predicted model, not a curated record
GAUGACCUAUGCCCAGCCAAAGGUGCUAACACCCAGUAGGAAAGAUGUUCUUGUCCUGACCCCGUGGCUGGCUCCCAUCAUCUGGGAGGGGACCUUCAACAUCGCCAUACUGAAUGAACAGUUCAGGCUACAGAACACCACAGUUGGACUGACUGUAUUUGCCAUCAGAAAGUAUGUGGUGUUCCUGAAGCUUUUCCUGGAGACAGCAGAGCAGCACUUCAUGGUGGGACACAAGGUCACCUACUAUGUCUUCACUGACCGUCCAGCUGACGUGCCACAGGUGCCCCUGGGUGCAGGACGAAAGCUGGUGGUGCUAACUGUGCGCAGCUACACCCGCUGGCAGGAUGUGUCCAUGCACAGGAUGGAGAUGAUCAGCCACUUCUCAGAGCGACGCUUUCUGCAUGAGGUGGAUUACCUGGUGUGUGCAGAUGUGGACAUGAAGUUCAGUGACCACGUGGGUGUGGAGAUUCUCACAGCACUCUUUGGUACCCUGCAUCCUGGCUUCUACAGGAGCAGCCGAGAGGCCUUUACCUAUGAGCGCCGGCCACAGUCCCAGGCCUUCAUCCCCCGGGAUGAGGGUGACUUUUACUACAUGGGAGCCUUCUUUGGGGGGUCAGUGUCGGAGGUGCACCAUCUCACCAAGGCCUGCCAUGAGGCUAUGGUGCAGGACCAGGCCAAUGGCAUAGAAGCUGUGUGGCAUGAUGAGAGCCAUCUGAACAAGUACCUGCUAUACCACAAGCCAACAAAGGUGUUGUCCCCAGAGUACAUGUGGGACCAGCAGCUGCUGGGCUGGCCCUCCAUCAUGAAGAAGCUGAGAUAUGUGGCUGUGCCCAAGAACCAUCAGGCUAUCAGGAAUCUAUAGCUCAAAUCCUAUUGGAGAGGCCAGACCUAUAUCCAGGGGCACUCCAGGCUGUGUGGAACUGGAAGGAUUUGAGAGACAUUGGUAUCACCCUUCAGCAGCCCUGGUACCAACCACUUGGCUCAUCACACACUAAGC